CCCAUACACUAACUCUCUCGGGUUCGUGUGGCCUCUCACCCUCCACCCAAAACUAGAGGGAGGGCAUAGAAGACUACCAAAGGACUCCAUGGCCACCAUGGACGUCCUCUCCGCCAAGCUCCUCCGCUCCUCCCUCCACCCGCACGCCCCCUGUCUUCCCUGCCCAUCCCUCCCGUCCCGACGCUACCGCCGCCCCUCCUCAAUCUACUGCCGCCUCACCACCUCCUCCCUCCCGUCCUCCUCCGCCGCCACCACGUCCGAGGGGGACGCAAACCAGGACCUUACCGCCCUCCUCUCCGAUGAAUCCACCACCGCCGCGCCCGGCGCCGGUUCCAGGAAGAAGCGGCCGAACAGCGGCGCGUCGAGCAUCCCGUCCGGGGUGCGGCUGGAGAACAUCUCCAAGUCUUACAAGGGAGUGACAGUCCUGAAGGACGUAUCCUGGGAAGUGCAGCGUGGGGAGAAGGUGGGGCUCGUUGGCGUCAACGGCGCCGGCAAGACCACGCAACUCCGCAUCAUCGCCGGUCUCGAAGAGCCCGACGGCGGCAACGUCGUCAAGGCCAAGGAGAACAUGAAGAUCGCCUUCCUCAGCCAGGAGUUCGAAGUCUGCGCCUCCCAGACCGUCAGGGAGGAGUUUUUCAGCGCCUUCCAGGAGGAGAUGGGCGUUAAGACCCGCCUUGACCAGGUGCAGGCGGCGCUUGAGCGAGCAACCGAGGACAUGGACCUCAUGGGGAGGCUCCUCGACGAGCUCGACCUGCUGCAGCGGCAGUCGCAGGACGUCGACCUGGGCAUGGUGGAUGUCAAGAUUCAGAAGCUCAUGCCCGAGCUCGGGUUUGUGCCGGAGGACGCUGACCGCCUUGUCGCAUCCUUCAGCGGAGGCUGGAAGAUGAGGAUGUCGCUUGGCAAGAUACUUCUUCAGGAUCCUGAUUUGCUUCUACUUGACGAGCCCACAAAUCAUGUUGAUUUGGACACCAUUGAGUGGCUGGAGAGCUACCUUAAGACCCAGGAUGUACCAAUGGUCAUCAUAUCUCAUGACAGGGCUUUCCUUGAUCAGUGUUGUACAAAGAUAGUGGAGACUGAAUUUGGGGUGUCGAAAACAUACAAGGGUAACUAUUCUGGAUAUGUUCUAGCAAAGGCGAUUUGGGUGGAAACUCAACGUGCUGCAUGGGAGAAGCAGCAGAAGGAGAUUGAGCAUACAAGGGAACUGAUAAGUCGGCUUGGGGCUGGAGCUAGCUCGGGGCGUGCUUCAAGUGAGCAAAAGAAAUUGGAAAAGCUUGAGAAAGAAGGGUUGAUUGAGAAACCUUUCCAAAGGAAGCAGUUAAAGAUCAGGUUUCCUGAACGUGGGAGAAGCGGUAGAACUGUGUUAGCAAUACACAAUCUCAAGUUUGGGUUUGGGGAUAAGAUAUUGUUCAACAAUGCUAAUCUAAUAGUUGAGAGAGGCGAAAAGAUAGCCAUUAUUGGCCCCAAUGGAUGUGGUAAGAGCACGUUACUGAAACUUGCUUUGGGAACGGAGAAGCCACAAGAAGGUGAAGUCAUUCUUGGGGAGCAUAAUGUCCUGCCUAACUACUUCGAGCAGAAUCAGGCAGAAGCUCUUGAUUUAGAGAAGACUGUACUGGACACUGUAGCUGAAGCUGCAGAGGAUUGGAAAAUUGAUGAUAUCAAAGGUCUCCUUGGUCGUUGUAACUUUAGGGAUGACAUGCUGAAUAGAAAGGUUCGGUUUUUAAGUGGUGGAGAGAAGGCGAGGCUUUCCUUUUGCAAGUUCAUGGUGACUCCAUCUACUUUACUAAUCUUGGAUGAACCAACAAAUCACCUCGAUAUUCCAUCAAAGGAAAUGCUUGAGGAGGCAAUAUCAGAAUACACGGGCACUGUAAUAACAGUUUCUCAUGAUCGGUAUUUUGUCAAACAAAUAGUUAACAGAGUCAUUGAAGUGAAAGAUCAAACUAUCCAGGACUAUCAAGGAGAUUACAAUUAUUACCUUGAAAGGAACCUGGAGGCGAGAGAAAGGGAACUUGCCCGUGCGGAAGAGCUCGAGGAAAAGGCCCCCAAAGUAAAAGCCAAGUCAAAAAUGUCAAAGGCGGAGAAACUUGCAAGGAAGAAACAGAAAGUGCAGGCCUUCCAACAAAGCAAGCAGAAAUCAAAAUCAAUGAAAAACUCGAAGAGGUGGAACUGAGAUGCUGCCCCCUAUCGGCGGUGCCAUUGACGGUGCCAUAGAGCAUGGGCGACAGUGCCUGGGAGGCCCCUGGUGUGCUGAAAUGCUAUAAGGGGCGCAUAUCAAGAGAAGCAACAGCAUGCAUACAUGAGCAAUGGCCAAGGAGGUGAUGAUAGUAAUAGCAUUAUAGAACGCCAAACUAUGUAACUGGGCAGGAAAUGAUUUAUAACCUUGUACAUAACACAGGCAGUUUCUGAUCGAGGAAUGCUUUAUUUGCAACGAUUAAAAAUAGCAACGCCAUUUAUGAUCUUCGUGCUUAA
Messenger RNA from Aegilops tauschii subsp. strangulata, 2466 nucleotides. RefSeq names its product ABC transporter F family member 5. The record is from RefSeq and is a predicted model, not a curated record. NCBI's taxonomy places the organism in Eukaryota, Viridiplantae, Streptophyta, Magnoliopsida, Poales, Poaceae. Gene Ontology annotation, molecular function: ATP hydrolysis activity; ATP binding.